AUGUUUCUCUGGAAAGCACUCUUAUCGGCGGCUCUCGUUGCCAGUCUGACCGUGGACAAAACGGACGAUGGCAUCGUUGUUGAUGUUGAGGGAGACGAUGGCUUUGUGGUGACGAUUGAUAGCACUGGGUCUAUUUCUUCCCUCCAGUAUCGCAAUGCUGAGUAUCAGUAUUCUGGGACAUUGAGUCAUAUUGCCUCGGGGCUUGGGAGUGAUGCUUCGGUGUCUUAUAAUACUCAAGGGGACUACGCAAUUGUCUCAGCCACCAUUGACGACGACGACUUCAAUUUAACGCACUACUACGUCUUCCAAGACGGCCGCAGCGCAAUCUACAUGGGCACAAACGCCCUCUCGCAGCCCGCCGUCGGCGAACUCCGCUACAUCGCGCGCCUCGUGAAUCUCCCUGAAGCGUACAAGGAAGGCGAAGUCUCGGAUGUCCGAGAGGGAGAGAUCAUCGAGGGCAGCGACGUGUUCCUCGUCGAUGGCGAAACCCGAAGCAAGUUCUACUCCUCCCAACGCUUCAUCGACGACUCCGUCUACUGCGCCUACACCUCCGACUCCAGCGUCCACGCCUGCUUCCUUUCAGACACCCGCUCGCGCGAGAAGUCCUCAGGCGGACCCUUCUUCAGAGACAUCGACCUGAAUCUCGGCAGCGACUACCACUCCGUCACCUACUACAUGAACUCCGGCCACGUCCAGACAGAAGCCUACCGCACCGGUUUCUUCGGCCCGUACAUCCUGUCCUUCAGCGGCUCGGGCAUCCCGUCGUGGGACGACUUUGACGUCUCGUUCUUCGACGACCUCGAGCUGGACGGGUACAUCGGGUCCUCCGCCCGCGGCGUCGUCAAGGGCACAGUAAGCGGGACGUCCUCCUCCCUCCCAGCCGUAGUCCACUUCUACAACGCCGACUACCAGUCCUGGGCGACCUCCUCCUCCGACGGCACCUUCACAUCCCCGCAGCUCGUCGAAGGAUCGUACACCAUGGCCCUCUACCAAGACGAGCUCCUCGCCGCCACAAGCACAAUCUCCGUAACGGCAUCCUCAACAGCAACCGCCUCCCUCGCCGCAACAAACACCAUCAUCACCGCCGCCCGCACAACGCUCUUCCAAAUCGGCCAGUACGACGGCACACCCUCAGGCCUCCUGAACGCAGAAAACCAGCUCCGCAUGCACCCGUCCGACGCCCGGAUGGCAUCCUGGAACCCCACGCCCUUCGUCGUCGACACCAAUUCGGACGCGGACUUCCCAAUGGCCCUGUUCGCCGACGUGAACAAUAACUUCGAGAUCCAGUUCACUCUGCCUGAGAUACCAGAUACUGAGACGGUGACUAUCCGCGUCGCGACGACGUUGAGUUUCGCGGGCGGUCGUCCGCAGGUAACCCUCAACGACGACGAAGGCGAUGCGCCCGCGGCACCGAGCAAGAUCGACUCGAGGGGCGUGACGCGGGGCGCGUAUCGCGGGUAUGGCGAGGUGUAUGAGACCAGCUUUGAUGUGGGGAGUUUGGUGGAGGGCCAGAACUCGGUGUAUAUUGCUGUUGUUUCGGGGAGUAGUGGGGAGGAGUUUUUGAGUCCGAAUUUCGUGAAUUGUUGA
Messenger RNA from Aspergillus mulundensis, 1587 nucleotides. RefSeq lists its product as uncharacterized. The record is from RefSeq and is a predicted model, not a curated record. The coding region runs from base 1 to 1587 and encodes 528 amino acids. Gene Ontology annotation, biological process: pectin catabolic process. Lineage: Eukaryota; Fungi; Ascomycota; Eurotiomycetes; Eurotiales; Aspergillaceae. Gene Ontology annotation, molecular function: carbon-oxygen lyase activity, acting on polysaccharides; carbohydrate binding. The transcript is spliced from 3 exons.